CAAUAAUAUAACAUUUCGAGAAAAUGGCGAACAACCGAGAUAUCUCCGAGCAAAUUCCACACUAUUUGCAGUUUGGUUGGCUAGCAUUUCGCCCGAAAUGGCUAAAGUUAUUGAACUCCCCGAAAUGGUUCUUGUUCUUUCUCGUCAUGUAUUUUUUCACGCAGAGCAUCGUUGUAAACGGUGUUUAUUCGGUGUCCAUCUCGACCAUCGAGAAGCGCUAUGGUUACUCGAGUUCUCUGACUGGUUUUCUGACAAGUUCGUUCGACAUCGCCGCUCUCGUGCUGACGCCACUUGUCAGUUUCCUUGGCGCCAGAAGAAAGAAACCUGUCUGGUGUGGGGUAGGACUGCUGACCAUGGGGAUUGGCAUGCUCAUCUUCUUCCUUCCUCACGUGUUUAGCGGGAGAUAUGAGGCGGGUGCAGAGUCGGAAAGUGGCCUUUCAACAGGACUGUGCAACUCCACUUCUGUGAAUUCUUGUGAAUAUACUUCCGGUAACAAGGGGUACGUUCCACUGUUCGUUCUUGGGAUGCUGGUCAUGGGUUCAGGUGCCACGCCCAUGAUUGCUCUCGGAAUUCCUUACAUGGAUGAAAACGUCAAGGCCAAAGCGUCCCCUAUGUUUGUUGGCAUCUUCUACGCGUCUGGACUCCUGGGUGCUGGUGUAGGUUUCAUUGUUUCUGGGAAAUUCCUUGCCAUUUACGUGGAUAUUGGGGUCGAGACCUCCCUGACACCCACGGACGAGCGCUGGAUUGGGGCAUGGUGGCUAGGUUUUGUUAUUUGCGGAACGCUGUGUAUAUUUUGGAGCAUAUGGUUGUUUGGGUAUCCAAAACGAAUUCCAGGAAGAAACGAUUUUGAGAAGCCACCAAGUAAGAGAGAAACAACAGAUGUGGAUGAAGUUAGAGAAGAGAAGCUUGCCAAAGAGAUGUCACAACUACUGGGAGCCACUAAAGAUCUUCUCAAGAAUGUUGCCUAUGUCUUCACGACCCUUAGCGUUUGUAUGGAUGCUUUUCUUGUCGCUGGUUUCAUAGCGUUCGCGCCAAAGAUCCUUCAAUCCCAGUUUAGUCUUCCUGCCUCAAAGAUCAGCAUUUUGUUCGGAUUAACUGUCAUCCCUGGAGCAGUUAGUGGUAACCUAUCAGGAGCAUACAUCAACAAAAGGUUGCGGCUGAGCAUGACGGGAGCCGCUCUAAUGUGCAUGAUAGGGGCCACGGCAUCAGCUUUGGGAACCAUCCCUUUGCUUGCGAGCUGCACAUCUACCACCGUGGCAGGGGUUAAGGUCCCCUACAUUAACAGUUCCAGUCUCGGGCUUCAGGACAGCUGCAAUGCUCACUGCGCAUGUUCCGCCGUACCUUACAGUCCCGUAUGUAGCAAUGACGUGACUUAUUUUUCACCCUGUCACGCAGGCUGCCUUACCCAAAUCAACGGGUCUCUCGCUGAGUGCUCCUGUCUUCUCCCAUCAUCGUCACGUGACAUCAUCACCAUGGGCAAAUGCCGAUUUUCCUGUGGAUACAAAUACGGGAUCCUGCUUGGCGCGGUGUUCCUAUUCGGGUUUUUCACGUUUAUGAACAUGACGCCCGCAACAAUCGUCACUCUCAGGUGCCUUCCCGUGGAUCGCCGCACGUAUGGCUUGGGUUUUCAAAUGACAAUGACCCGUCUUCUUGGGGCUAUUCCUGGGCCUAUUGCGUUUGGAACUCUCAUUGACUGGAACUGUAUUCUGUGGGAUCGGGGGUGUGACGGUCACGGCAACUGUUUGGAGUACAACAAUACUCAACUCGCCUACACCGUGUUUGGACUGUGCUUCGUCUGCAAACUAGUGACCACGCUCAGCUAUUUCGUUGCUUUCGUUUACUGCCGUAAAAUCAACCGUUCGCUGACCAUGGGCGUAGACACCGCGGAGAUGUCUGGUGCUGUUGUGUCUGGAAUUACUAACGAAUCGCUGGAGAUCGAGGCGUGCGUCAAGACAGAGACGACAACCCACUUGUGACUUUGGGAUGGGGCAGCGUCCCGAAGGGGGGGGGGGAGGGGG
Molecule: messenger RNA, 2018 nt
Organism: Nematostella vectensis (starlet sea anemone)
Lineage: Eukaryota; Metazoa; Cnidaria; Anthozoa; Actiniaria; Edwardsiidae
Product: solute carrier organic anion transporter family member 4A1
Exons: 10
Coding region: 24-1976 (650 amino acids)
Biological process (GO): transmembrane transport
Cellular component (GO): membrane
Molecular function (GO): transmembrane transporter activity; protein binding
Source: RefSeq, a predicted model, not a curated record